Messenger RNA from Synchytrium microbalum, 285 nucleotides. RefSeq lists its product as uncharacterized. The coding region runs from base 1 to 285 and encodes 94 amino acids. Gene Ontology annotation, molecular function: RNA binding. Gene Ontology annotation, cellular component: precatalytic spliceosome; U6 snRNP; U4/U6 x U5 tri-snRNP complex. Lineage: Eukaryota; Fungi; Chytridiomycota; Chytridiomycetes; Synchytriales; Synchytriaceae. The record is from RefSeq and is a predicted model, not a curated record. The transcript is spliced from 3 exons. Gene Ontology annotation, biological process: mRNA splicing, via spliceosome.
AUGCUCUUCUACUCCUUCUUCAAAACGCUCGUCGGCCAAACAGUGACAAUCGAACUCAAGAAUGAUCUUUCCAUUCAAGGCACGCUUGUAUCUGUCGACCAAUUCUUAAAUAUCAAGCUAGAUGAUAUCAAAGUCGUGGACGAAAAGAGAUAUCCUCAUCUGGCGUCAAUAAAGAACUGCUUUAUUCGUGGCUCGGUCGUCCGGUAUGUCUCUCUUCCAAAAGCUGCUGUCGACACUGCUCUGCUUCAAGAUGCUGCUCGCAAGGAAGCAACCACCAGGAGAUAG